AUGUCAUCGUUAUCAGAAGUGGAAACGCAGGAUACGUUACCGUUCGUGGUAGACCCAUCACCACAACAAACUAUUGAACAGCCAAAGAUUGUUGCUCCUUCGAUAGAACAAGUGGAUGAGGAUCCCGAAGUAUUAAGGUCCCUAAGAGGUCAAGGUCGUUACUUUGGUGUCUCUGAUUCUAAUGGAUUGUCGUCCGUUGUGAAAGAAGCAGAACCUAAAUGUAAUAAUUGUUCACAACGUGGUCAUUUAAAGAAAAAUUGUCCUCAUGUUAUAUGUACAUAUUGUGGUUCAAUGGAUGAUCAUUAUUCUCAACAUUGUCCAAAGGCUAUUAAAUGUUCAAAUUGUAAUGAAAAGGGGCAUUAUAGAUCUCAGUGUCCUCAGAAAUGGAAGAAAGUUUAUUGCACUUUAUGUGAUAGUAAUAAACACUCAAGAGAUAGAUGUCCAAGUAUAUGGAGAGUUUAUUUAUUACGUGAUGAUAUUAAUCAAGAAAAAAAGACCACUAAUGGGUUGUCUUUAAAUAUGGAAGAUGUAUUCUGUUAUAAUUGUGGUUUGACAGGUCAUUUUGGAGAUGAUUGUAGUGAAAGAAGAUCAUCUCGUGUACCAAAUGAAGAUGGGAGUGCAUUCUCUGGUGAGAAUCUGUCUUAUGUAUUAAAGGAUGAAUAUUUUGAUGAAGUUGAUGCUCAAUAUGGUAAUUCUCGCAGAAAUAGUGGUAAUAAUUAUAAUUCACGUAAUAGUGGUGGAAGAGAAACAUAUUUCUCAAAUAAUAAUAGUAAUAGUAAUGAUGGAUUUGAUUAUAAUGAUUAUGAAUAUGAUGAUUCUAAAUAUGACAAUGAUUAUCAAAACACAAAUAAAUCUAAAAAAAGAUUUAGAAAUGAUAGACAAAAUAAUAAUAAUAAUAAUAAUAAUAAUAAUAGCAGCAGAUACAUUCAACCAACUCGUAGAGGUAAUACAUUACAACCAAUAAGAGAUCAAUAUAAUAAUAAUAAUGGCAACAAUAGUGGUAGUAAUAGACAACAUCCAUUGACUUUCCCACGGUCGAACUAUGAUGGAUCGAAUGCUAUCGCUCGAGGAUUAGAGAAUGCAAGAUAUUCUAGUUCGUCAUCGUCAUACAACAACAACAAUAGUAAUUAUAAUCAAAAUACCAAGAGAUAUAAUCAAUAUAAACCUUUCAGAAGUGGGACCAUUAAGAAAUAA
This is a messenger RNA of Maudiozyma barnettii, 1194 nucleotides long. It is a transcript of the gene AIR1, whose product is annotated as TRAMP complex RNA-binding subunit. The record is from RefSeq and is a predicted model, not a curated record. The coding region runs from base 1 to 1194 and encodes 397 amino acids. The transcript has a single exon. Gene Ontology annotation, molecular function: nucleic acid binding; zinc ion binding. Lineage: Eukaryota; Fungi; Ascomycota; Saccharomycetes; Saccharomycetales; Saccharomycetaceae. Gene Ontology annotation, biological process: polyadenylation-dependent RNA catabolic process.